Messenger RNA from Cylicocyclus nassatus, 3307 nucleotides. Lineage: Eukaryota; Metazoa; Nematoda; Chromadorea; Rhabditida; Strongylidae. The record is from the annotation of a GenBank genome assembly.
AUGGAUCCGGUUGAAGCCGGCGAAUGGCUAAUCGGAAGGCCACAACAGCUCAUAUUCCUCACAGGACUUGAUCCUAAUAAUAAGGAACAUCAUUCUGCGCUUGUCAGUACCUUCGGCGUUCGUACACCAGAUCGACCACCUCUAAACCUUCGCCUAGUGACUGGUGAAUUCGACUUGCCACAAAAAGCGGAAAAGAAAAUCGGCAAAGGUAUCCUCCGGCGCGACUGGUUUUUGAAAUAUAUAGAUCGAGUGCCGGCUUUGAUUGUCUUGUUCCUGGAUCUUGAUUGGGACCAUGCUUCAUGGAUCGAGAAGAAGACCGAAGCCGAGAGUAAAUGCGCAAGUCUUCGAGCAAGUGUUGGCCAGUCGAGUAGGGUGGCUGUUGUGCUUUUGCAGCAAAGGUCAGUACCAACAUCAAGUGAUGAUCCGUUAGCAACUGAGCGUGCCCAUGAGUUAUGCCAGAUCUGUCAUCUUACGCCAAGACAGCUGUUUGUGGUUCCUAUUCUUGGCGAUUUAAGCGGCUAUGUGUCCAAGCUUGAGUCUGCAUUCCAUGAAUUAGCGCAAGGAUUUUAUCAACAGAAGCUCAAGGCUAUCCGAGCACGGUCGAUACCGAAUAACUCACCGGCAUUGGUUGUUCGUCAGUUGUUCAAGCUUGCCUUCCUUUCAGAACUUCGACAAGACACCCAUACUGCUUACAGAAAUUAUCGUCUUGCAUAUGAACAGUGCAAAGAUCAUGUCGAAAGCUGGGAUUCGUACGAUAUUUUCGAAUGGCGAAGUGUUGUUGGACUGCUUAAUUAUAAGAUCUGCGAGUUAUGUUUUCUGCAUAAUAUGGCUGUCGAAGCGAUUAAUCAGAUGCGCAGGCAUCAAGCCGUCUUCUUUUCCGGUCCUGCCGGCAUUUAUCCUACCCCGCAACUCGCUCAUAUCGAGUUGCAACUGUGGAAUGCUAAAGAGUGCUGGCAUUUCGCUCAGCUUUUCGAACAAGCUGUAGUGAACGGUUUGACAGCGCUAGCUACUUUGAAUCCUGGAACACAUUUGGAUUUAGCCGCUUCGUUGUACUCAGCCGUUAACAAGAGUAUUCUAGCGUUGAAGAAAACGAAUCCUCUAACGCAGCCGUAUCCAAACCCUGAUCCCAUGGCGGCAAUACAUAAUACCAUCUUCUUCGGUCAACGUCCAUGGAGAAUUGGAUAUGAUGGUCUUGCUCCGGCUAAUGUGGAAACAGACGCGGUAAUUGCUAUCAUGCAUCGACUUGUUGUGAAUUAUGAAGGAGUUAUCUCUUUGCUGAAUGCGGCUAUGGCACAAUUCAAAAAAUAUGGAUGUUUUCGAAUGUAUCGCAAGGGUAUAAUUGAGAAAGCUGAAGUUUACUACCAAAGCGGUGAUCUGACAAGAGCCCUACAACUAUGGGUGGCUGUGGUUAGGGAAGGUAUACCACCGUCCGUUCGAAAGGAUAUACUGGAGAAAGCGAUCAGCGCUGCUUACUGCACAGCUUCCGUGAAGGAUUACCUUUGGUGCUGCGUACAGUUGAUGACAAUACAACCAUUAGCCGAAGAUGGUUUUCGUGCUGUGCUCCAUUCUACCGUACCGCCACCACCAUUUUCUCAGAAUGAUGUGUCUCCUGCGCAGAUGUUGCAGUAUCAAAACACAUGGGCACAAGUUUUGGCAGAACAUCAAUAUUUUAGCAUACAAGCGUCUCGUAUGGAAGCUUUCGUUAAUGUGCAGGCAUCAUUUUUGGAGAAUGAUUCGGUGCAGUUAGAUGCAAAAGUCCCGGUUCGGGUCUGCUUAACGUCGGUUGCCAGCCAUCCCAUAAGUUUGUCUGCGGUUGUGGUCAUCUGCGAUACGGAACGAAGACGUCGAGUUCUCGCGCCGACCACAGAGAAUCCACCCCUUCUCCAAGCGUCUCGAAGCGGAAUAGUGCUUCAGCCAAAGAGUGUUACAUCCUUAAUUGUAGUGCUGGACCUGUCUAAAGCUCAGCUAGAAAAGUCGCAGACUUUAGUGAUUAGCCGAAUUCUGCUAGAAUUAGGUGACAGGCAUUCGAAAAUGUUUGGACAGCUUGAAUUCAACCUUGAUCAUCCAUACGUUGUGCCAUCGCUGAGGAAUAUACGCGAAAUUGGAAGCAGCGCAAUUAGGACCGCUGCUUCUGAUGGAGGAUUAGUUCCUGAUGGCUCGACGACGCAGGUUACCUGCUUGGUUGCUGAAAUUGCAUCGGCGACAUUGAAGCUUAAAAAUACCUGUGGUCAUAGAAUAGAAGCUGUGAGGCUUGACUUCAAACGUAACGAACAAAUAUCUACGGAAGCAAUUGCUGUGCUGUUCGUGGAUGACAGCGACGAACUUCGCUCAGAACUGACUGUGAUUGGUCCUGACAGGGUUGAUUCGGGAGAAGUGGUCAGCAUUCCAAUCAGGUUUUCUGCUCAGUUGGUGGGAAACAUCGAGCUAGAAUUAGAGACAAGCUAUCAACACGAAGGUGAGACAAGACGAAGGACUGGCAGAGUUCGUUUGUCCAUAACUGCCAGAGAACCACUGAUUGUGAAAAGUGGAGUUCUAAGCAUGAAUGGACUACCGUUAGCCUCAAUUUUGAAUCACAAUGAACAUAUAAUCAAAGCAAGCAUCACAGCCAAUGCCGAUAUCGUUAUCACCCACGUCGAGUGGCUUUUGGCUGAUGUUGUUGCUCCUAUAGGCGAAGAAUGUUGUGCAAAGACAGUAGAAGAUUAUCUAACUGACGGUGAAGUGCUGUGCUAUUGUUGCGCUGUGACGAUCAACAGUGCCGAGGAAGACUCCGAAACCCCACUGGGCAGACUGGCGGUGGAAUGGAGACGGUCAGGUGGAGGGAGUACGGUACGAUCAGUGGUUCCGUUGUGUCGGAUACCCCUGCUCCAAUGUCCAGUGUCAGUUACUGGCACGUUAGUAGAUCCACGAGCAGCUACAGUAAGACAUCCAAUCCGAGUCGCUUAUUCAAUACGAAGCCAUUCGAAAGAGGCAAUUGAAUUGACGGCAUCGUUCGAUCUAGCUGAUGUGUUCAUGUUUUGCGGUGAGAAAAGGAAAACCUUCAACUUGAUGCCAUUUGAAAGUUAUUCAAUAGUUGUCGUAGUGAUGGCGUUGACAGCUGGACGACUUCCUUUCCCAAAGAUCUCGUUGAAGUUUAGGUCCCCGGUGAUCUCAGACGACACUUUACAGCACACGUCCAGAGCACUUCCUGCUAAUUUAUUUGUACUGCCAUGUGCCAAAGACUCGAGCGUUUCCGAAAUCUAAGCAGCAGGGGAUCCAACUGUGAUAUUUUUUCUGUUAUGAUGAUUUGUAUAUUAUUGAUAAAAAAUAA